UGCAUUUGCGUGUGUUUGUGUGUGUGUGUGUGCAGAAUGUUUCGAAAAAUUUUGAUAUUUCUAUUUUUUCUGGUAUUGGUUACAGCAAAACGUUUAGGCAUCCAUGUGAUAAAUGAUAUUCAAUAUGGUCGAUGGCGUUGGGAAAGACGUAAUAAUAAAACAAUGUUACCAUCCGGUGGUAUUAAUGCUGAAGGUCCAUAUGGACGUUAUCGUCGUCCACGUAUGCUUAUUUUCAAUGCAAAUGAUUAUGAUGAUGAUGUGGACAAUAUGAACAACAAUCCAAUACAACAACAACAACAACAACCGAAAAUAAUUAUAAUGGAAAAGGGAUCAUUAAUGAAAAUGAUACAAAGACCAAAAUUUGAUGAUUUCUGGUCAACCGAUGAUGAAAGUGAUUUUAAUGAUAAUUUAAUGGAAAAGAGAUCAAUGGAUCAAACAUCAUCGAUAACGAAUCGAUCAAAUUCCAAUUCAACAUCAUCAUAUUCAACAUCAUCAUAUUCAACAACAUCAUAUUCAACACGUUCAUAUGAAUAUGAUGAUGGGUAUUGGCAAAAUCGUACAAAUAUUGAGGAUAUAUCAGCUCGAAAUGGAUCAAUGAAUGAUUUAUAUGGUGAAAAUCGUGAUUCAUCAUCAUCAUCAUCAUUUGGCAAAAAUUUUUCCAAUCAAAAUGAAUCAUUUUCAAUGCCAAAUUUGACCACCAAUGCUUAAAUGGCUAAAUACACAAAAUAUUUUUCAUUUCCAUUUUCAUUUUUUUUUUUUUUUAUUGUCAGAAUCACAAAACAUCUGUUGUUGUUUAUCAUAAAUAUAUGGACAAGGACAACAAAAAAAAAUUUUUUUUCCUAUGCCCACCAUUAUCAUAUUAUCACAUAUUGAAUAAAAGGAUUGAGUAAAUAUGACAUCAAUCAAAACGAAAAAAAUGAAAAUAAUAAACUCUAUAUUCAAUUUGACCUUGGUCAAGGUCAACAACAAUACAGUCAACCAACUAACCAAUGGUCACCAGUUAUGGAUACACAUCAAAUCAAUCACAUCCAAUCAUUUAUUUAAGUGAAAUAAAAUAUGAAUGUUCACAGAAUGUUCAAUGAAAGA
Molecule: messenger RNA, 1086 nt
Organism: Dermatophagoides farinae (American house dust mite)
Lineage: Eukaryota; Metazoa; Arthropoda; Arachnida; Sarcoptiformes; Pyroglyphidae
Source: RefSeq, a predicted model, not a curated record